Mytilus trossulus (common blue mussel) is the source of this 789-nucleotide messenger RNA. Its product is annotated as GTPase IMAP family member 4-like. The record is from RefSeq and is a predicted model, not a curated record. The coding region runs from base 1 to 789 and encodes 262 amino acids. The transcript has a single exon. Gene Ontology annotation, molecular function: GTP binding. Lineage: Eukaryota; Metazoa; Mollusca; Bivalvia; Mytilida; Mytilidae.
AUGGACAAACCAGACGAACUGCGUAUAAUACUUUUAGGGAAAACAGGCACUGGAAAAAGUAAGACAGGAAAUUCGAUACUCGGAAGGGAUGCAUUCAGAUAUGGUGAUCAUGGGUCUUCCGUAACAUCAAUUUGCCAAAAAGAGACUUCCAUUAGAUUUGGGAAGAAAAUUGACGUGGUUGAUACUCCCGGGGUUUUUGAUACUGAUCAAGACAAUGAGACGAUUCAACGAGAAGUAAAACGGAGCAUUAUCUUAUCUUCUCCGGGUCCUCAUGCUAUUCUACUUUGUAUUCGUGUGGCUCGGUUUACAAAGGAAGAUAUCAACACACUUGAACAUUUUGUAAGAUAUUUCGGGAAGGAGAUGCUUAAAUACGUAGUUGUUAUCUUCACACACUUAGAUCAACUGCUAGAAGACCACAUAGAACAAAAUGAAAAUCAGACUAUAACAAAUUUUUUAAGCUCUCUUCCAGAACUAGCUAAAAAAUUUCUGAAAUUGUGCGGCAACCGGUAUUUGUUUUUUAAUAAUAGAAAAAGAGGGAGCGAAAACGAAAACCAAGUUCUAAAGCUGCUAGAGACGGUUUCGUCAGUUCAACAGCAAAAUGAAAAUACUUGCUACACCAAUUCAGAUUACAAGAAGGUUGAACUGAUGCUUCAAAAAAAGAUGAAGGAGGAAAAUGAAGACAGAGACAUUGUUCAAAAUAGCGAAGAGUUUUUGUUAAAUGUUAUAAAAAGUAUUGGUAUUAUUGUCACAAUUGCCUUAAAAUUGAUAAUUAUAAUGUCAGAAGAUUAA